Messenger RNA from Naegleria gruberi, 600 nucleotides. Its product is annotated as ARF/SAR family small GTPase. Gene Ontology annotation, molecular function: GTP binding; GTPase activity. The coding region runs from base 1 to 600 and encodes 199 amino acids. Gene Ontology annotation, biological process: intracellular protein transport; vesicle-mediated transport. NCBI's taxonomy places the organism in Eukaryota, Heterolobosea, Eutetramitea, Acrasida, Naegleriidae. The transcript has 3 exons. The record is from RefSeq and is a predicted model, not a curated record. Gene Ontology annotation, cellular component: Golgi apparatus; cytoplasm.
AUGGGUAAUGUCAUUCCUGUUAACACUCUCUUCUUGGGUAUCGAUGGAGCUGGUAAAACCACCAUCAUCAACACUGGUAUGAACAAAUUCAAACAAUUAAAACAAGAGCAAAUUGAUGCUAUACAACCAACUUUGGGACAUGAUUCAAAGAGAUUUACAGUGGAAGGAGUUGAAUUUAUUUCAUGGGAUUUCCCUGGCAAGGAACAACUUCGUUCCACAUGGACUUCCUACUAUAAACAUGCUCAAGUCAUUGUCUUUGUUGUUGACAGCUCUGAUAGUGAUGAACGUUUAGAAGAAGUUAAGGAAAUUCUCCACUCCAUCAUUCAAAAUGUCCAAUUACGUGAAUGUUUGUUGUUGAUUUUGGGUAACAAACAAGAUUUGAAUUCCACUAGAAAUUUGGAUAAAUUGAAGGAUACUCUCGGAUUAGGAGGUAAUUUAAGUGGAUUACGUGAUCGUACUUGGAAGAUACUUACUUGUACUGCCAAAACUGGAGAUGGUUUGGAAGAUGCUUUCAAAUGGUUGUCAACUGAAACAAUGAAGGCCUAUAAAAAGAGAGAAAGCAAGAAGAAGGAAGAAAAGAAGGAAGAAACUAAAAAAUAA